Ogataea parapolymorpha DL-1 is the source of this 1083-nucleotide messenger RNA. RefSeq names its product Quinone oxidoreductase. The record is from RefSeq and is a predicted model, not a curated record. Gene Ontology annotation, molecular function: oxidoreductase activity, acting on NAD(P)H. Bases 1 to 1083 code for a protein of 360 amino acids. The transcript has a single exon. NCBI's taxonomy places the organism in Eukaryota, Fungi, Ascomycota, Pichiomycetes, Pichiales, Pichiaceae.
AUGAGCUUGUUAGUUGAUAGACGGACCAAAGACACCUUUGCUUUGGGGAAACCUAUAAGUAGCAGUAAGCAGCAUCAGACUGCGGUUGCGAUUGUUGGAUAUGAUGAGCCACUAACGGUACUCACUGAGUACCCAAAACCCAGAAUAACGCAUCCACAUGAGCUUAUCAUCAAGAACAAGUCUAUCGGAAUUAAUCCUGUUGACUGGAAGUGCCACCAAUUCAGGUUUGGGAUUUAUCAUUUUCCCUGGAUUAACGGCAGAGAAAGCAGUGGUAUAGUUGAAGAUGCUGGGGAAGAGGUCAGAGAGUUUGAAAAAGGUUCAAAGGUGUUCAUUGUCAGUACAAUGUAUCGUGAUAAUAGAACCAGUACAUUUCAGGAGUAUGUUGCAAUGGACUCGCGUCUUGUUUGGAAACUUCCAGAGAGUAUAGGAUUCAGCCAAGGUGCUGGUAUAGGGGUGGGACUGGUAACUGCCACGGUGAUUUUAUUGGACUCUUUUAGACUUAGUUUGGCUGAGAACUCUCAGCAUGGAAAAACGCUGCUUAUAUGGGGCGGAGCGACUGUCGUGGGUUUAUAUCUGACUCAGCUUGCGAAAUAUCUUGGAUUUAAAGUGAUUGGUAUUGCGAGUCUGCAAAAUCAAGCCUAUUUGCAAGAGCUGGGAGCUCAUACAGUGAUAGAUAGAAACUUGCCAGUUGGGCAAAUUAUUGACAAAGUUUCGAAAGCGACUACUCAUGUGGACUUUGGGGUUGAUUGUGCUUCAAGGGAAAGCACCGAAAAGCUCGUUCAAAUAUUAUCAGAAGUCAACGGCAAGAGCUUAAAAGCUAAGUAUGCUUCCAUUGUUUCAUCUCACGAACCGGCAUCAGAUCUGGUUGAAAAACGAGAAGUGAGAAUAAAAAGAUUCCAUGAGGACAUUGAAUUUGGCCAUCAGAUUGUGAGAGAGACAUCAAAACUUUUUGAAAACGGUAAAAUCAAGGCCGUCAGGACUAAGGUGUUCAGAGGUGGUAUAUGGUCAGUUAUUGAUGCUCUCAAUCUUUUGAAAAGCAAGGGUGCCCAAGCAGAGCGUUAUAUUGUCGAGCUGGACAACUGA